GCCUCCGGUUCCCGCAGCCUGCAGAAGUUGGAAGCUCAGCCGCGAGCGCUCACUCCUGCGCCCGCCUGCAAGGCGAGCCUGCGCCCGGAGAGCACAGCCCCGGGACGGCCCGGCCGAGGAGCUCCGGCUUUUGUCAUGAUGGCCAGCUACCCCGAGCCCGAGGACGCCACGGGGGCCCUGCUGGCCCCGGAGAACGGGCGCACAGUCAAAGAGCCCGAGGCGCCGCCGCCGAGUCCGGGUAAAGGCGGCGGGACAGCACCCGAGAAGCCGGACCCCGCGCAGAAGCCCCCGUAUUCGUACGUGGCUCUCAUCGCCAUGGCGAUCCGCGAGAGCGCCGAGAAGAGGCUCACCCUGUCGGGCAUCUACCAGUACAUCAUCGCCAAGUUCCCGUUCUACGAGAAGAACAAGAAGGGUUGGCAGAAUAGCAUCCGCCACAACCUCAGCCUCAACGAGUGCUUCAUCAAGGUGCCGCGCGAGGGCGGCGGCGAGCGCAAGGGCAACUACUGGACGCUCGACCCGGCUUGCGAGGACAUGUUCGAGAAGGGCAACUACCGGCGCCGCCGCCGUAUGAAGAGGCCCUUCCGGCCGCCACCAGCGCACUUCCAGUCGGGAAAGGGGCUCUUCGGGUCCGGAGGAGCGGCGGGUGGCUGCGGCGUAGCGGGAGCGGGGGCGGAUGGCUAUGGCUACCUGGCGCCGCCCAAGUACCUGCAAUCGGGUUUCCUCAACAACUCCUGGCCCCUGCCGCAGCCGCCCUCGCCCAUGCCCUAUGCCUCCUGCCAGAUGGCUGCGGCCGCUGCAGCAGCUGCGGCAGCCGCUGCAGCAGCCGGCCCGGGCAGCCCCGGUGCAGCCGCUGUGGUCAAGGGGCUGGCUGGCCCCGCCGCUUCCUACGGGCCGUACUCGCGUGUGCAGAGCAUGGCGCUGCCGCCCGGCGUCGUGAACUCCUACAACGGUCUGGGAGGCCCUCCCGCCGCGCCCCCACCGCCGCCACCGCACUCCCACCCGCACCCUCACGCACACCAUCUGCACGCCGCCUCCGCACCCCCGCCAGCUCCGCCACACCACGGGGCUGCCGCGCCACCCCCGGGUCAGCUCAGCCCCGCCAGUCCGGCCACCGCUGCACCCCCGGCCCCCGCGCCCACCAGCGCGCCGGGCCUGCAGUUCGCCUGCGCCCGGCAACCCGAGCUCGCCAUGAUGCAUUGCUCUUACUGGGACCACGACAGCAAGACGGGAGCGCUGCACUCGCGCCUGGAUCUCUGAGUGUCACCGUGUGCGGGAUCGGCCCCGGAGUGGAGAAGCCGAGCUCGGGUCGCAGCCGCAGCAGCCAGCCGGACAGCACACACUCCGGGACAGCCUUUUGAGCCAGAGCCCUCGAGCCUUCUGCGCGUCCUCGUUCCGUCCCGCUCCUGCGACUCCGCUUUGUCGCCUCCGCUGUUCCUCCGGUGUUCUUCCCCUCCGGGCCUCUGCCUUCGUGCCCUCCUGGCCGGAGGCCGUCCUCUCCGCGCUUUCCGCAGGCCUCCGCUCCUCCCGGAGUCCCGGAGUCACCGCAGGGAGUGUGUCUCUGGCCUAGCUGCGGCCGCGCUGACCUCUUGGCCUUCUCUUUCCAGGUCGGUGGACCUGCGCUCGACUUUCUCCACCCCACAACCGCCGCGCUGUCUGUGGCUAGAAGCGCUGGGCUGCUGGGGUAGCAGGACCCACGCUGCCGGAGAAAGGAAAGAACGUGCCUCGUCGCUCCGCGAUCCCUCCUGGAACUGAUCAGAAGCCGCUUGCAGAGGGGCCCUCUGGGCGGGGCGGAGGUUGAGCCCCAGGCUGGAGCAGGGACUGCCUCGUUCCGCGGCCUGUGAUCCGGUUCACAUCCCCUCGCCUAGAGAGGCCGCCGUGCCUCCGCUCUUCAGGGCACUGCUUCGGGUACCUCCUUGCCAGGGUGGCUGGCUAACGUCUUGCUAAAAAGAUCGGUGAGGUUUUUAAAAUAUAUUUAAAAAAAAUACUUUUUAAGGGGAAAAAAGAGAGAGAGAAUAAAACUUUCAUCGGGAAAAAACAGUGAAGUGUUAUGGCCUUUGCUGAAACCAAACAACAAAAUCAAAAGCUUUAGUUUUUUCAUCGUCCCUGCUGGGAGAUUUGUGUAGAAUUCCUGUAGUCACUUCAGAAGGCUGCGCUGAGAGCCAGGAGAAAAUAACUAGCAAAAAGAAGGGU
Molecule: messenger RNA, 2190 nt
Organism: Microtus oregoni (creeping vole)
Lineage: Eukaryota; Metazoa; Chordata; Mammalia; Rodentia; Cricetidae
Gene: Foxl2
Product: forkhead box L2
Exons: 1
Coding region: 136-1257 (373 amino acids)
Biological process (GO): cell differentiation; anatomical structure morphogenesis; regulation of transcription by RNA polymerase II
Molecular function (GO): DNA-binding transcription factor activity, RNA polymerase II-specific; RNA polymerase II cis-regulatory region sequence-specific DNA binding
Source: RefSeq, a predicted model, not a curated record